AUAGAAUUCGAUUCAAUAAAUACUUUUCAUGAUUUGAACAAGAAAUUUAUAGGAGUCUCUAUAAAUUUAUUGUUCAAAUCAUGAAAAGUAUUAUUGAUUACUAUGAGAAUCGGUUUACGUGUGACAUGAUGAAUAGCAAACAUGGCAGAUGAAACACCAAAUGAUUUGAAGGAGGAGGUUGUUGAUAUUGCGCCAUUCGAUCCUACUAAGAAGAAGAAAAAGAAGAAAGUUACAGUUGUAGAUCCGGCAGAUGAUGAAUCAGUGGAUAAAUUGACCGAGAAGACAGAAAAUCUGUCAGUUUCUGAUGGGAUUGAUACAUUUGCUGGUUUGAAAAAGAAGAAGAAGAAGCCUGUUGAAAUCACUAACUUAAAUGAGGAGAGUGGAGAUGCAGUCGAAGAUUUGGAUGAUUAUGCUGAAGAUGAUGAAGAAGAAGCGGUUGCUUUGCAUCCUCGUUAUCCUUGGGAAAGGAGUGACCGUAAUUAUCAAUAUGAGGAGCUUCUUGGCAGGGUGUUUAAUAUUCUACGUGAAAAUAAUCCAGAACUUUCUGGCGGUCCGCAAAGGACAGUUAUGAGGCCUCCUCAAGUUCUUCGUGAAGGCACAAAGAAAACCAUUUUUGUGAAUUUUAUGGAUCUGUGCAAAACGAUGCAUCGACAGCCAGACCAUGUUAUGGCUUUCUUGCUUUCUGAACUCGGUACUACUGGCUCCCUAGACGGACAACAGAGAUUGGUUGUAAAGGGAAGAUUUGCACCAAAGAAUUUUGAAGGAAUUCUACGACGAUAUGUCAAUGAAUACGUUAUUUGUCUUGGAUGCAAGAGUCCAGACACACUACUUACAAAGGAGAAUCGUCUAUUCUUUCUCCGGUGUGAGAAGUGUGGAUCAGGAAGAUCGGUUCUUCAAAUCAAAGCUGGUUUUGUUGCUCGUGUUGGCCGAAGGAAUGCAGGCGGAACAUGAUUUGUCCCUAUUUUUUAUUUGUUGUUGAAAUUGGUUGUGAAAACAAACAUUUUAUAAAUUUUAGUCCAUUUGUUGUAACGCUCACUUCUAAUAGAGUUUGUUGUGGUAUGCCUUCUUAAAGGGUAAAAGCAUUGUUAUCAUUUUUUGGGGUCAAAUAUGUUUCUUUCAAUGAAAAUCAUAUUUGCUCAUACUAUUUCAAGUGUUUACGCCAUUUCGAAAAUAA
Trifolium pratense (red clover) is the source of this 1174-nucleotide messenger RNA. RefSeq names its product eukaryotic translation initiation factor 2 subunit beta-like. The transcript has 10 exons. The record is from RefSeq and is a predicted model, not a curated record. Lineage: Eukaryota; Viridiplantae; Streptophyta; Magnoliopsida; Fabales; Fabaceae. The coding region runs from base 142 to 951 and encodes 269 amino acids. Gene Ontology annotation, molecular function: translation initiation factor activity; mRNA binding; translation initiation factor binding. Gene Ontology annotation, biological process: formation of cytoplasmic translation initiation complex; translational initiation; formation of translation preinitiation complex. Gene Ontology annotation, cellular component: eukaryotic translation initiation factor 2 complex.